Messenger RNA from Epinephelus moara (kelp grouper), 3771 nucleotides. RefSeq names its product ectonucleotide pyrophosphatase/phosphodiesterase family member 2-like. Gene Ontology annotation, biological process: immune response; phosphatidylcholine catabolic process. The record is from RefSeq and is a predicted model, not a curated record. The coding region runs from base 168 to 2732 and encodes 854 amino acids. The transcript is spliced from 25 exons. Gene Ontology annotation, molecular function: alkylglycerophosphoethanolamine phosphodiesterase activity; polysaccharide binding; calcium ion binding. NCBI's taxonomy places the organism in Eukaryota, Metazoa, Chordata, Actinopteri, Perciformes, Serranidae.
AGAGGCAAAGCAAAGCAAAGGCAAACACUGAGAGAGUUGGACCCCUGCGCUCUGCUCCAUCGAUCUGCGGAGGCGCACAGAGGAGCUUCUACCGGACGUUGGUCACAUUUUCUGAGCUUUCACUUUUUUUGAGAGGGAAUGCUAGAAGUUAAAUCGCUGUUUGGAUCAUGCUAUUGGGAAAUUUGGUAGUGGUUGCGUUCUGUCUGUGGGGAACUGAUGUCAGCAGAGCUUAUGUUUUUCAUGCCAGUAGACCUGCAGAUGGAGGAGACAACCCACCUCACACUAAAGUCGUCUCAGAGUGGGUCAGCUCAGCGGGCUCCUGCAAGGGGAGGUGCUUUGAGCUGGAGGAGGCCAAACCUCCAGGAUGCAGAUGUGACAAUCUGUGUAAAACCUACUACAGCUGCUGCUCUGACUUCGACCAGCACUGCCUGAAAACAGCGGGAGGAUUUGAGUGCACGCAGGAUCGCUGCGGGGAGGAGAGGAAUGAGAACCACGCCUGUCGCUGUUCAGAUGACUGUCUGGAGAAAGGAGAUUGCUGCUCCAACUACAAGUCACUAUGUAAAGGUGAGACUUCAUGGGUGCAUGGAGAAUGUGAGGAGAUCAAGACCGCUGAAUGUCCUGCAGGCUUCAUCCGUCCUCCCCUCAUCAUGCUGUCUGUUGACGGGUUCAGAGCCUCCUACCUGAAGAAAGGCAGCUCUGUCAUCCCCAACAUACAUAAACUCAGAGAGUGUGGUACAUCAUCACCCUACAUGCGACCAAUCUACCCAUCAAAGACAUUCCCAAAUUUAUACACCCUAGCCACAGGUCUGUACCCAGAGUCUCAUGGGAUUGUGGGGAACACGAUGCACGACCCGGUGUUUAAUGCCACCUUCAGCCUGCGCACCAGAGAGAAACUGAACCACCGCUGGUGGGGUGGACAGCCUAUCUGGAUCACAGCAAAGGAGCAAGGAGUGAAAGCAGCCACUUUCUUCUGGCCUUGGGUGAUUCCUCUGGAGAGGAGGAUUUUGACCAUCCUGGGUUGGCUGCACCUGCCUGAUGCUGAGAGACCGUACGUUUACGCCGUUCACUCGGAGCAGCCUGAUACCUUCGGACAUCGUCUGGGUCCUCUCAGCAGUGAGUUGGAUAACCCUCUGAGGGAGAUGGAUAACAUCAUUGGUCAGCUGAUGAACGGUCUAAAGCAGAUGAACCUGCAUCGCUGCGUCAACGUCAUCAUCGUAGGAGACCAUGGUAUGGAGGAGACCCACUGUGACCGGACAGAGUUUCUUAGCAGCUACCCGCUCAACAUCGACGAGAUUACGCUGAUCCCCGGCUCACUGGGCAGAAUACGACCCCGUGACCCCAAAUCCACCACAUAUGACCCAAAAGUUGUGGUCUCAAACCUCACUUGUAAAAUGCCGACUCAGCACUUCAAGCCGUACCUGAAGCAGCAUUUACCCAAGAGGCUUCACUAUGCUAACAACCGCAGGAUCGAGGAAGUCCAGCUGCUGAUGGAGAGGAAGUGGCACAUCGCCAGGAAAAUGCCCGAAAAAUUGAGGACUCGGUGUGGUUUCUUUGGUGACCACGGCUUUGACAACAAGAUUACCAGCAUGAGGACCAUAUUCGUGGGUCAUGGACCGAGCUUCAAGUUCCAGAAAAGCGUGCCAGAGUUUGAAAAUAUAGAAUUAUACAACGUCAUGUGUGACUUGUUAGGGUUGAAGCCAGCCCCUAACAAUGGGACAUACGGCAGCUUGAACGACAUGCUGAAAGAUCCUCCACACCAACCCAGCAUGCCAGAGGAAGUGACACUGCCGUCACCAGCGUCAGACUCUGAUGCCACUGUGACCAGUGACCUGGGCUGCAGCUGUGACGAUGAGAACAAAGUGGAGGAGAUCAUAGAAGCCUUCAGUCCGGCAACAGAUGGAGCCUACAGUUACAACAGUACCCACCUCCCGUUUGGUCGUCCAGCUGUGAUGUUUGACACUCAAUACAGUUUGCUUCAUCAUGUGGAGUUCAUCAGCGGGUACAGCAAAGAGCUGAUCAUGCCUCUGUGGACAUCAUACACACUUCCACGACAGGAGGACAUAACUCCUGUCCCAGAGGUCUCCCCCGGUGUUCAGUGUGUCCGAGUUGACUCCAGAAUGUCAGCUGAUCACAGUCAGAGCUGCACCACCUACAGCCAGAACAGCCAUCUCACCUACGGCUUCCUCUUCCCUCCAGAGCUGGCGUCGUCUCCAGAGUCCAGAUAUGAUGCUUCGCUUAUCACCAACAUCGUGCCCAUGUACCCAGCCUUCAAGAGGAUGUGGAGUUACCUGCAGGGGACGCUGCUGAGGCGUUAUGCAGAGGAAAACAAUGGCAUCAAUGUUCUCACUGGACCCAUUUUUGACUACAACUACGAUGGCCUCCGAGACACCACAGAGAUGAUAAAAGAGUUCACAGCCGACACCCCGCCCGUCCCCACCCACUACUACACAGUGGUGACAAGCUGCCAGGAGCUGAACCAGACAGUGGAGGAGUGUGACGGGGCUCUCAGGGUCUUUUCGUUUCUUGUACCACACCGACCAGACACCAGUGAGGCUUGCAAUAGUGUAGAGGAUGAGUCACAGUGGGUUGAAGAACUGCUGAAGCACCAUACAGCCAGAGUCCGAGAUGUGGAGAUCCUGACGGGCCUGGACCUCUACCGAUCUACCAACCUCACCUACACCAGCACCCUCAGCCUAAAAACCUACCUGCAAACCUUCGAGGGUGAUGACUAGACACCCAGAGAAACAGACACACAAAUACAGGAUGUAGCCCUUUGUAGAAGUCCUGCAUUUUCACUGCAUGCUCGCUGGACAGCUGGCGCAUCAUCGUUCCACUCCUGAGGAACUGCCCAAGAAGUGCUCAGAAAAGGAAACACAUUUUUGAAAAUUGAGAAGAUUAAAAGAAUGGUUUGGAAAGUUAAAGUUUGGAAGAUUACAACAGGAAUAUUCAAUACUAUACAAAAAAAUCUGAGAAGAAAUAAGCUAGCACAGGAAUGAUGCAGGAUGGGGGACUUUCUUGACAGCUGCCACUACACAUUUCAUAAAUAGAGCUAAUACAGUACAUUCUCAUGCACACAUAAAGGACCAUAUUGGGGUUUUAGCUCCAUAACUACAAACAGUGCAUACUUUAUAUUCCUUCUGCCUAUCCAUUGAGUGCUGUAGAUUUUAAAACAAAAUGUAUUGUGUCUUUUCUUACUCAUAAAGGAUGACUUCUCUCAGCAAACUGCACUUAAACUUUAACUUUGAUUACGUCUUCAUACAUUAUGGAAAUAAGUAGGAGCCAAUGCCUACCAUAAAUGUUACAAAAAUACAUUUAAAAAUGUGAAAGUCUACAGCUUGGUUUGCAAAAAUGUGGGUAUGGUUCUGUCAAGGAAUAGUUUAACAUUUUGGGAAAUACACUUGUUCUCUUUCUGGCUGAGAGUUAUAGACUGUCACCACUGUCAGCAGCAGGUUAGCCUAGCUUAGCAUAAAGGCUGGAAACAGGGGGAAACAUCUAGCCAGGCUCUGUCCAAAGCUACCAAAAUCUGGCAACCAGCUCCUCUGAAGCUCACUAAUUAACAUGUUACAUCUUGUUUGUUUCACCCAAAAUGUCAGACUCUUUCUUUAAAACAACAGGCAGUAUACAUAUAAACAUGUAUCAGAUGCUCAUGCAAACAAACAGGACUCGACAUGUGUACACCAGGGUCAGAACAUAUUCAGAGCCCUUCAACAGAUCCUAAAGUUUGUGCCAUUAAACAUGUAAGAAAAAUAAAUAAAUCAAGCCUUCCAUGUG